Molecule: messenger RNA, 1173 nt
Organism: Bipolaris sorokiniana ND90Pr
Lineage: Eukaryota; Fungi; Ascomycota; Dothideomycetes; Pleosporales; Pleosporaceae
Exons: 3
Coding region: 1-1173 (390 amino acids)
Biological process (GO): regulation of gene expression
Cellular component (GO): nucleus
Source: RefSeq, a predicted model, not a curated record
AUGGCGCCUCCCACCAAGAAGAAGGAGGCCACGGGCGAUCUCAUGAUUUCCACUGCAGAGUACAAAAAGACGCGCGACUCGGUCAUUGCCUCGCUCCACAACCUGCAGGCGGGUCUUAUCCACGUCCAGCACGGUAUUACCGACCUCUUGACAAACUAUCGCAAGCAUUGCGCUUCUGUCCUCGGCGGCGAAGAGGGCGAGAUUCCCCCUUUCAAUGAUGUAGCUGCUGUUGCUGCCUCUGUCAUGGAAGCCGGGAGGAACGCCGUUGACGAGACAAAGCAGGUCCUUGCUCCCGUCGACAAGUCCGCCGAGGCCAGCAAGGGCAAGAAGCGCAAGCGCGAAAAGAAGGAAAAGGACCCCAAUGCCCCCAAGAAGCCCCUCACGGCUGCUUUCCUCUACCAUCAGCAUGCCCGUCCUAUUGUCAAGGCCGAUCUUGAGGCUGCCCUUCCUCCAGGCGGUCAGAUUGAGAAGAAUGCUGUUCAGCUCGAGGUAAACAAGCGCUGGAAUGAGCUCCCCGAAGAGGAGAAGGAGCAAUGGAAGGCGUCCUACCGCAACUCCAUGGAAGAGUACAAGGCCGAGCUAGCCGAGUACAUUGCCAACAAGGGCAUCAAGGCUACUGAACUCGUCGAGGAAGACGAAGGUUCUGACGACGCCGACAUUGAAGUCGAGGUUGGUGCUGCUGACUCUGAUGCCUCUUCAGAGGACGAGGAAGAGGCACCCGCCAAAGCUCCCUCUCCACCCGCAAAGACUCCACGCAAACGCCAGAAGACGACUCCCGCCGUCAAUGGCAACUCUGCUCCUAUUCCCAUUGCCCCCGCUGCCACGAACUCCACUCCCGUCCCCCUCCCCAACGCGCGCACAUCACAAGCUCCAGCCCCAGCUCCUACUACCACCGCAGCUGCUGAAACACCUGUGAAGAAGGACACGAAGAAGAGGAAGGAAAAGGCCGCGCCUCAGCCUAUCGCCCCCGCCCCCGCCUCUUCUCACGAAGACGAGCCUGCGCCCGAGGAAACAGUCACUACCAAGAAGAAAACAAAGUCCAGCCGCAGCACCCGUAACACCGAGGCUGACGGCGACAAGGAGAAUGCCGCCCUGGAAAAGGCUGAAAAGGCCGAAAAGGCUGGUAAAGAGAAGAAGCGCGAUCGUUCUAAGAGGAAGGUCGAUUCUUCCUAA